Messenger RNA from Thecamonas trahens ATCC 50062, 183 nucleotides. RefSeq lists its product as uncharacterized. The record is from RefSeq and is a predicted model, not a curated record. The transcript is spliced from 2 exons. NCBI's taxonomy places the organism in Eukaryota, Apusomonadida, Apusomonadidae. Bases 1 to 183 code for a protein of 60 amino acids.
AUGACCUGCGCGACAGAGACUUUUGACACGGAUGGAUCGGUGACACUCUCCUACCGCCACUGUGGCGCCGAGGAUGGCUCAUCCACUUCGUUCUGGCUCUUCCAGCUCAUCAUGUCGCUACUGGGCGCUCUCGCCGCCGCCUUUGUCUUUCAAGUCGGGGUCUCGCGUCGCGCUGUUCGCUGA